This is a messenger RNA of Apis cerana (Asiatic honeybee), 10467 nucleotides long. RefSeq names its product sodium- and chloride-dependent glycine transporter 1. Gene Ontology annotation, molecular function: glycine:sodium symporter activity. NCBI's taxonomy places the organism in Eukaryota, Metazoa, Arthropoda, Insecta, Hymenoptera, Apidae. Gene Ontology annotation, biological process: sodium ion transmembrane transport; nitrogen compound transport; amino acid transport. Gene Ontology annotation, cellular component: plasma membrane. The record is from RefSeq and is a predicted model, not a curated record.
UCGGUGUAAACGAUAGCUACGAUAGGGGAAGGUGGGCACAGAAGGUGGAGAGAGAGUAGGUGGCAAGAGAGAAAAUGCAAGGGUAGGACGCAGCUCGCAGGAGCAGUAAUAUCGAUCGAUGUCGAGUUCGUGGCUCGACAGGGUCGACUGGGGGUGCUGCAAGUAGAAAAGCUCUCCCAUAAGCAGGCAGGCUGGCUGGCUGGCUGGCUGCCCGGGCACGGACCGUUUCCACUGUCUGUCUGUCUGUCUGUCCGUCCGUCCGUCCGUCUUGUCUCGUCUCAUUUCGCCUCGCCUCGUCACGUCUCGCCGCGUCUCCUAGUCUAGCCUCUUACUCCUCCACCUUUGCCUCUCUUCGCGUUAUACGUUCUCUUCUUCUCUUCGCAUAUUUUCCCACUUCUUUUUCUUUUUCUUUUCUUUCCUCCUCCUCCUCCUCCUCCUCCUCCCUCCUCCCCCUCCCUCACCCUUUUCUUUUCCACUCUCCGUGCGCCGCAUGAUCCCUCGUGUCUCUCGGCUCCCGUGGUUCUUCCGACCGUCUCGGUGUCUCCGGUUCCACGACAUACGAUAAUGUAGCGUAACAACGAUGCAUAAUAAUUGGUGCGACAAGGGAUAAAGGAGGCUAACCAUCCACCGAUCCGAGUGUGUUGAUCCGAGUGUGCCGUGGACGUACGCCUGGUACGCUUCGUAGCUGUGACCUUGAGAACCAGUGACAGUGCGUGUCUCUGACCUUGGCUCCGCCAAGUUCUCCGAUGGCAGCGCGAGCACAGCUGCCAGACGCGACGACAGCUGAUCGACCAUCGGCCAAGUGGAUCCCCAGUGGAAGAUGUGCACGGAUCGGGUUGCGUCACCGUGAAUAAUCAGAAGAGAGACAGAGGGACGAAGAUACGGAGAAUGAGCAUCGAGGAGAAAAGUUCGAGCAGAAAAUUGAUAGAAACGGGAGCCACAAAGGCUCGCCGGUCGAACGAAGUCGUAUAUUAACAAUGGACACCGAUAUAUCGAGAACAGAUGCGCCAACACGAAUUGUCAGACAUUCGCAGAGCAUGAAGAGGAGAAGAUUCGUCUGACUUCUUAGAUACGUUCGGUGCCAGUUUGGAGAAUGGAGGAGUCCUCACCAAGGAUUCGUCCCUAUCUGGAUUGCUGGGACCAGAACGAAGACAAGUACUCGGUGGCGAACAGCCAAGCGCCGUUGCAGGCCGGCGAGGACGAACAUCCGGAACGUGGUACAUGGACGGGGAAAUUCGACUUCCUGUUGUCUCUUUUGGGAUACAGCGUCGGCCUUGGCAAUGUGUGGCGGUUUCCGUAUCUCUGCUACUCAAAUGGAGGGGGCGCUUUUCUAAUACCGUUCACAGUGAUGCUCAUUAUCGCGGGACUGCCUCUGAUGUUCAUGGAGCUUUCCUUAGGGCAGUACGCGAGCCUUGGCCCAGUGGCAGCUUACAAACGCUUCUGCCCCCUUCUGCGCGGCUUGGGAUACGGAAUGGUGUUGGUCAGUUCUGUGGUGAUGCUCUAUUACAACUUGAUCAUCGCCUGGACUCUUUAUUACAUAUUUGUCUCCGUGGCCGGAGCUGGUAAACUGCCUUGGAGCAAGUGCGAACCAGCAUGGAGUACCGAAGACUGCUUCAUGCCAGAAGCUGCCGAGGCGUGCGCGUCUCAAAACAUGAGUUAUUUCAAAGGGAAAUGCUUAAAUUCCACCCAGAUGGCCUCCAUGGGCCUGACUCUCGAAAAUAUCACUAGUGCCAUUAGAAGACCACCGGCUGAGGAAUAUUUUAACAAUCACGUGUUGGGGAUGAGUAGCGGUAUAGAGGAGACAGGAGCCAUUCGACCCUCGAUGGCGGUGAAUCUUUUACUAGCUUGGAUCAUUGUCUUCCUUUGCCUGAGCAAAGGUGUUCAAAGCUCGGGAAAGGUUGUCUAUUUCACUGCUCUCUUCCCAUACGUUGUUCUGAUCGCUCUUUUCAUUCGUGGAAUUUUGCUUCCUGGCGCCAACGAGGGCAUUCUCUUUUACUUGACACCCGAUUGGAAAAGGCUAAUGUCCGCGAAAGUGUGGGGCGAUGCCGCUGUGCAGAUAUUCUUCGCCUUGAGCCCUGCUUGGGGCGGUCUGAUAACGCUCAGCUCCUACAACAAAUUCACCAACAAUUGCUACAAGGAUUCGUUAAUCGUCGCCGUCAGCAACAUCGGCACGUCUUUUUUCGCUGGCUUCGUAAUUUUCUCUGUGAUCGGUUUCCUCGCUCACGAGCUUGCGGUUCCGGUCGCGUCCGUGGUCGACCAGGGUGCUGGAUUAGCGUUCAUAGUGUAUCCCGAGGUAGUAGCACGUUUACCAGUCGCACCAGUUUGGUCGCUGCUCUUUUUCGUGAUGCUCCUCACCUUGGGUCUUGACUCUCAAUUCGCUUUGAUGGAAACUGUCACCACAGCAAUUCUCGAUGCCUUUCCAGCAUUAAGAAACUACAAAUUGUGGGUUGUCUUGGCGGCAGCCGUGUUCGGUUACGCUGGUGGAAUUAUUUUUACUACUAAUGCCGGCAUGUAUUGGCUGCAAUUAAUGGACAAAUACGCAGCGAAUUGGUCGGUUUUAUUAAUAGCCAUCGGUGAGUGCAUCUUGGUCGCCUGGAUUUACGGCGCGGAUCGAUUUCUCGACGAUGUACAGCAAAUGAUCGGACCUCGUAGCCGUCUCUGGAGAUUUUUCUGGACCUGGAUGUGGAAAGUGAUUACACCAGCUACUCUUUUCUUCAUCCUCUUCUUCAACUGGGUCGAAUACGAGCCCCUCAAAUACGGUGUCUACGUUUAUCCAAAAUGGGCGGACAUUGUCGGAUGGGUCGUUGGUAUGAUACCAGUUUUGGUCAUCGUUGGCUUGGCUCUCAAUCAAUUGAGGGAUCGUCGUCGACGUUCCGCCUACGACGACGACGACGACGACGACGACGACCUGGACAAUAGGCCAUCGUACCAGAGGCCUGGCAAAGGUAAAACGAAGAAGAGCAACGGGAAGAACGUGUGGUGGCGCGCCAAGAUGCUUUUACAGCCUACUUCCGAUUGGGGUCCAGCGAGCAGGAAUCCUUCCACUCCGUCGAGAACGCUCACUCACACGCCAUCACCAGGGCCACCAGGAGGAUAUAAUUCCGUCAGAGACACCAUAGUCUUGGUGAACGGUCAACCAAUGAUGGUGCAACCCUCGAGCACAUCCGGGACCGCUCAAAAACUUCCUGGGCCAUCGAUCCUCAAGAAUUCUAGUAAAACCGACUUGAUCACAUCCCAACAAGUCUGACACGAUGUUCAUUUUAUCUCUAAAGACGAGUCUGCCCAGACCUCUAUUGCCAAAGACACAACACGCCAAUAACAGGUAGUUGCAUAUCGCGGAUAGGAUAACAAAAUCGAUGGAUCGAUCGGGUGGCGGUUAAACGACAUUGAAUGACGUUGAAUAUUCCAAUAGAAGAAGAAGACGAAAAAAAAAGAUUCCUAUGAAUUUAUUUUUUUAAGAUGGGAAUAGUUAGUGUAUUUUUUGAUAUAAUCGAAUCUCUCACUGUCGUGUAUUACAUUGUAAUUUUGAAUUCCAACAGAACUUAUCAUAUUCGUUAUUACAUGUAACGAUUUCAAAUAUCUCUCUCGUUACGUUUGUAAUUUGUUAAUUUAAAUUUUUACAAAUGCGUAUAUUCUUUCAUCAUAUAAAUAUAUUUGAUAUCCUUGUUCUUUGCUUUUGUAGUUACGAUAUAUAUAUAUAUAUACAUAGACUGGUAUAAUUAAGGAUAAAUUAAAAUUGUUGUUAUCCUUUAAUAUUAGCAAAAUAAUAUUAAUUUCGUUAUUAUAAAAUAGUAGAUAGAUCAUUAGCGAUUCGUGAAAAUGGAUGAUGAACUGGGGAGGAAAAGAAAAAGAAAUCAAAACUAUCGAUCGAGGAGAAAAGAAUCGUGAAGAAUACGCAAGACGCUCCAAAAUAUAAGAAAACGCGCUGCGAUAUUAUAAAAAUCAUAUAGGAAAAAUUAAACGCUACUCCACUGCUUUCGAUUGUACAUAAGAGUAGAAUGGAUAGGGAGGGGGAGAUGGAGAAAAGUGAAGUGAGCGUAAAGCGGAGGGAAAUUUAAUUUAAUCUAACGAAGAAAGUUAUUUAUUGCUUAUCCACGUCGAAGCGAAUAUACAAUUCAAUUAAAGAUAAAUUAGACGCGAAACGAACGAUUUUCCCUUAUUUGGGCGAUCGAUCACCGAACGAUUGUAUUGCUUCUGUGUAAGGUAAUCUUAUCUAAGAUAACGUUAACUUGCAUAGCGGAUCAAUUUAGAGAUUUCGGCGCGAGAUUUAGGCGUGUUCGAUUUAGCGGUCAUCGUAAUCGUGGGAUUCGCGAUCCGAAUCCCUCCUCGUCGCGAUUUUACAUGUAACUGCAACUCUCGUAUCGUUCAGGCUGAAUUUUUCAUUGGACAUAACCGCUGGACAAUUUUUGUCGUCAGAUAUAUACAUAUAUAUAUAUAUAUACACAAUAUAAUGGAAUAUGUACAUAUACUCGUUGUUAAUCGCCAUAUUUCGUUUCUUUUGUAAAGCACGUUUCUAGUUAAGGCGAGUGUUUGGUACUUUUUUCGAUGUUGACUCGCGAAAUGUUUCUAUACUAGGUAUAUCGAGUGAAUAAGGAAAAAAUUGUCCAGCAAUUGAAAGAUUCUAAAAAGGGGAAAUUAAAGGAGGAAAUUAGAGUGGAAAGGGAGGGGAUGGGGAACGAUAAUGCGGUCUUGAAGACAGGCAUGAAUCUUCUUAAAAUGGGGGAUGAUUAGCGCUAUCCUUCUUUCUGCGUUCACUCGUCCAUGUCCUCCAAACGAGUGAUUGUAAUAAUCUUUAGGGAUUGUAAAAAUAUUUUUGUUAAGACUUGUAGCGAUAGUAUAUUUUUAUCGUUUUUUUAAUCCUUUCAGCGUUGACAUAUCGAAGUAGUAUGGAGAGAUCGAAUGAAAUUGAAACGAUUUUUGGAAAUUUAAAUUUUACGCGAGAGAAAUUUUUUUUAUUCAUCAUCAAUUAAUUUUAAGAUGAUUUUUCGGCCAGUAUUUUUUUAUUAUAUUAAUUAAUUAAUAUUGAAAUUAUCGAAUUAUAAUUUGUAUCUAGUUAAAUAUGUUAACUUAACAAAGUAUAAUAUUAAUUUUGUAAAAAAUAACAGAAAAACAAUUUAAAAUUCAUCAUAAAAUGAAAUUUUUUGGAAAUUUUAUUUUUAUCAAUUUUAUUUAUAUUAUGUAAAUAUGAUAUUCUAAUUAACUGAUUUUAAACUAAACUAGUAAGAUUGAGAAACUUUUUACGACAAGUCAAUAAAAAUAUGUUUCAACGCUUAAAGGGUUAAAUUGUUGAGCGUCAGAAGAAUAUAUAUAUAUAUAUAUGUUCAACGAUAGAAUGGAGAACGUAUCGAAAGAAUUUAUGGAAGAUCAAAGAGCGAAUUUAAAUGGACGAAAUAUAAUUACGACGUGUAAAGAUCUUAAUAACAUGAUGUAAAUUAUAUUAUUCAAUAUUAUUUCAGAUUCUAGGUAACAAUAUUACAGAUCAAUUUUUACUCUACGAUAAUAUAUAGAUUCCAUAGAAUGUAGGUAGACAUCAAUAUCGAAUUAUGCUAAAAUUAUGCUAAAAAUAAUAAUAAAUAUUUGAUAAUAUACAUACUGUAUUAAACGUAUAUUAUUUUUUCAAUUAAUGUGGGCAGAGGCUAUUUUAAGCACAAGAAUCAAGGGGAUGAAAUUAGUUUAAUUCUGUGGUAUAUAAUAUAAAUUAAGCUAUGAUGUAUAGAAAGGUUUCCAUUUUCAUUUUCUCUAUUAAUAUAAAAUGAUAAUCAUAUUUGCGAAGGGGAACUGUUCAAAUAAGUUAAUUAAAAAGUUAUCAAGUUCAUGCAUGAUAUAAAAUGAUAAAAAUAUGUAUAUGUAUAUCACACUUUGCCUUUUAAAAAUAUUGAAUAACAAUAAGUGAAUUAAUAGAAAAUAAAAAAUUAACAGGUGACAUAAGCUUAAAACAAUAUAAGUUUACAUUUUUAUCCAAUCCAUUAUCAUUAUUUUCUUAUCGUUCAUUGCAAAUCCUUUCAAAUUUUCCUUCAUUGUUAUUUUUAUUCCAGAAAAGAGAGGAAAAAAAGAAAAAUCCGUUAAACCCGAUAUAUUUCGUCCGUUUAAAAAAAACGCAAUUCGAUCAGAUCCGCAAUUGGAGGACGACGAACACUUGAAAUAUACUGUCCUCGUCACACGUGAAAAGAAGAAAAAUAUGUAUCUCUAUUUUCUCGUAGAUCUAUUCCAAGUGCAACGCCUCCGUAUGAUAAUAUCUAUUUUCCACCCGCGUAAACAUUUCAGGGAGUCUCCUAGACUAUAUUAGCCGUACAUGUACUAUACUUUUUUGCGAAACGAGCUUGCUUGCUCGCAGGGGAAAAAGGAAGAGAAGGAAGAAGAGGGGAAAGAAAGAAGAAGGAGAAUCAAAAGAAGAAAGGGAGUUUGAAUAAUACACGAGGAGGGUAUUUUUGCACGAAGUGAGACAGGGAGCGGGAGGAAGGAAGGGAAAGGUUUGUGUCGUUUCACGGGUCAGCGAGGAGAACGUUUCGGGUCGCUUGAGACCCCAAAAAUAGGAAUUAUAAAAUAAACGAUAAGUCAGUGAUCCGAGCAGUGUCUCGUGAGCAAACACUGUGGACAAUUUUCGCGCGUACGUACACAGUCAAUAAACGUGAGAAAUCGUGAUUCUUUAUUUUUUAUGUGACCCCGUUUGUAAAGUGUUGCUAGCUGUAUCAUAUAACGUUUAUCGUAUACUUACGUAUAUAUGUGUAUACGUACAUAUAUACAAUGUAUAUGUAUAUAUACACACGUAUACACACGUUACAGAUAUACAUAUAUAGUAUAUUAUACAUAUUAUAUAUAUAUGUAUAUUUACAUUACAUUAUAUUUAUAGACGCUUGUACACUGGUGUACGCGUCGCAUAGUUUAUUAUAUUUACGUGUACAAAAGACGAGAAUAAGAAAAUUAAAAAAAAAAAAAAAAUGCGAUACACGAUCGUUUGAUAUAUUGUAAGAGGUUCAGAUGGAGGUGAAGAUACAAUUAAACAUUACCGAAAAACCCGCUGCGUUCAAAUUUAAAAGAAUUAAAAGAGAGAGAGAGAGAGAGAGAGAGAGAGAGAGAGAAAUAUCAAGUAUGUUAACUCACAUCCGUGCGCGUUUUGUGCGAAUUUUGCGAUGCGUUUUGUUGAUGAUGAAUGAGUGAAAGAGCGCGAGGAGAAAGUGAAAAAAAUACGUGUGUACGUGUAAUUUUUCUAGAAUAACAAAGGCCUAACUCCACUUUCUGUCCUCUUAACAGUCCACUAAUAUUCGCGUUCAUUGCACAUCUAACUUAAUCAUAUCUUCCCCUUUCUACAUCACUUUUUUUUAAUAAAUAAUUUUCAUUCCUAUAUAUAUAUGUACACAUAUUAUAUAUAGAUUCAAUAGUUAAAAAUUUGUUUUACAUUCCUUACGUUUGCAUUAGAUUUAAAAGGAAAUUUUUUUGCCCAGUGAUGUUUAAUUUCAAUUGCAUUGUUUUAAAAAUCCCAAAGAUUUUUGUGGCUACGCUGUUUUGCAAAUUUCGAUCAGUCAAAAUUUUUUGCAAUUAUUAGUAUUAAAAUAUUUUAUCAUUUCUUGUAAUCAUACGAUAAAAGAUUAAAGUGGACGUUAAGAGUAAUUAAUCGUCCUUUGCCAUCGAUCCUUUGCUCAAAGGGACGAAUAAGUGGAGGAGGAUCCUCAUUAUCCGCGUACGAGGUGGAUCCUUGUUGACCUAAUUAAUAUUUUAGAAACCUAGUCGUUGUUAAUACUCAGAGCUUCAGAAAAAAAAAAUAGGCAAAAAGAGGAAAAAAAAAAAACACAAAAACAAAAAACUCUAAAUAGAACGAUAUUCGAAUCCCAAGAUCGGAAUUCGUAUCCAAUAUCGGGGCCCAUUAGCCUCGUAUUGAAGACAAUGAAAGUUUAUCGAAUCGAUCCAUAUUGAACACCUCGAAAAUUUAUAAUUCCAAUUAAUUGUUUCAAUUAAUCGAGUGCCCUAUCGAUUCUCCAUUUACAAUCAUACGAGUACGUACAAAAUAAACAAACGAUCAAAAACCAACGUAUAUAAUCAUCAAGCAUUAUACACUUUGAAGAUCUAUCGUUUGUAUCAUCUUUCUUGGACGGAAUCGUUAAUUUCUUUCAAUUGCUCUGUUGUUGUUCGUUGUUCACACACGAAGAGAGACAUUAGAUUAACCAUGUGCAUGUGCAUUACUGAUAUUCAAAUUAUAGAGAGAAACGAAACUGUGUACCGAGAAAAUGCGGGACAAACACAUUCCAACUAGCCAUAUCCGAGACAUAAUCAAGGAAAAUGAAAUUCUUCGAUAAGGAAAUCUUGACGAAUGACGUUCGAUCGAUUUGAACAGAUUUCAUCAGUUAAGAGAAAUACAAUUAAGAGAAAUAUAUAUUAUAUAUAAUAUAUAUAUAAAAAGACAAAAGAUAGAGAUAAAAAUAAAAAAUACUUGGGAUUCGGUGGGAAAGGGUGACUGAUAGAUAAGCAUUUUCGAGAGAAAAUUUAAUUGUCCUUAGGCUAGAUAGGCAAAUCUAAUGCAGGUUUAAAAAGGAAUUUAAGCAAAAAAAGAUUUAGCGCGUCAUUAACAACAACAAUAACAAUAUUUAUUAUUAUGAAAAAAAGUUAUGUUAUACAAAAUAAUGAGUAAUAAUAAUAAUUAAAUAAUAAUUAUUAAUAAUAGCAUUAGCUACCGGUUUAAACCGGUCAGGCCACGUGGUCGACUGUCCUAGGUAGGGUUAAGAUUAGGUGACGUAGAAUUAUCAGUAACAUAAUACGGUAAUACGUCGAUAUUAAAAUGAAAAGAAAUAAUUAGAAGAUCGUAUUUGAAAUAUGUAAUUUUAUUUAAAAACGUGACUGGAUGAUUUUCGUUUGAAUUUUUUUUUUAAAUCUUGUUGAUGCGAAUAUUUAUUUCAAGCGUUAUUUGUAAAAAUUACUUUUAAUCUUCUCUUCGUAUAAAAUAAAUAGAUUUUACCCGAUAACUGUUAUAUAUGAUAUGUAAUUAAAAAUUUAGCGAAUAAGUUCGAUUAUUUGUUCCAUUCUAAAACUUUUUGUACCAUUUGCAUCGAUUUGCAUUUUAAUAAUUUUAAUAAUUUCAGCUAUUAUUUGUUAAAAAUAAAAAUUUCAAAAAUAUUUAAAUAAAUUAUUUCUUACAUAAUUUGAUUUGUUAUUAUUAUUAUGAAAAUUAUUUUGUGUUUUAAAAAAUUAUUUAAAAUAAAAAGGAAAUAUUUAAAAUAAAAACAGAUUGUUUUAAUUUGUUUGAUAUAUCGUUAGGAAUUUACGGUUAUCGAACAAUCGUUGCGGAUUUUACGUCACCAAGAGCAACCAGUAGAGCGAACAGUACAAAGUAACGUGUCCUAGAGCUAAUCGAGAAAGAGAAAAGCGUUCGAGAGCGAGGAUAGCGUAGGUGAUAAAAGAUGUGUUAUAUUUCGUGGAAACGAUAGGAUUAAUAUUUGUUCGUUAAUAAAAACAGAUUUUUGUACGUUGGCGAGCAUGAUUUUACGGAAAAUCGUUGUUGGAUUAUAGAAAAAUAGAAUUAAAUUGGAAUCUAUUUGGAGAAAUUAUAUCGAAAAGUUGUAAUUCUGGUACACCAUUGUGUCUCUCGAUUUCUUAAUGUGAUUUAUAACAUUCAUAAACAAGUUUGUUUCUAGAAUUAAUAUCGAAGAUAAAGUAUUUACAAAAAUUAACGUAUUGUUUGUUAAAAUUGUUAUAUAAAAAUAAACUUAUGCUCCAAUUUGAUUUUCAAUCAAAACCGAGAGACACAUAUGAUACGUGUAGCGAAUGUGGAUCAGAACUAGAAAAAGAGUGAAUAUUAUUAUAAGACGGUCAGGUUAUAAAAAGAGCAUCGUAAAAAAGAGAAAUUUAAACCAAAACGUGUACUUAUUUACAUAUGCAUAUAUAAAUAUACAUACAUAUAUACACAACAGGCCAAAAAUUUAGAAUUACUUUCCUAUAUAUAAAAUCCAAUAUCAAUUUUUUAAUCGUGUUAUUGAAAUUUCUUCUUUACAAUUCUAUUCAAUUUUGAAAUGACAGAAUGCUAAAGUAAAUUUCUUUUUUUUUUUUUUGAUUCUCAAGUUUUUCAUGCAUUCACGUAUUGAUUUCAAAUUUUUGGUCGAAUCGUGUAUAUACGUAUACAAAGCAAAUAAUAUAAAUGUAACGAUGUAAAACAUAUUGCAUAAAUGAUGAUGUUUCAUAUUUUAACAAAAAAAAAAAAAAAUACGAGAGAAAGGAAAGUUUCACGAAUGAUCAAUUCGUGAUUCGAAAUAUUUAUCGUACGUUGAUUAGAAAGAAUUAAGAAAAUGUCCAAGAAGAGGAGAAAUUAGGGAGGUAGAAAAAAGAUAUUUAAGAGACGAUGAAAUUAUAUCGAGAAUAAGAAAUUGUAUUAAUAUACAUGUACAUUGCAUUGCGAAAGAUAUAUACAUUAUGUAAAUUCUAUGUAUAUGUAUAUGAUGCGUGUGUAAUUAAUAAAGUGUUGAUAUAUAUGGUUGACGAUAA